Messenger RNA from Dipodomys ordii (Ord's kangaroo rat), 588 nucleotides. It is a transcript of the gene Ifnw1, whose product is annotated as interferon, omega 1. The record is from RefSeq and is a predicted model, not a curated record. The transcript has a single exon. Gene Ontology annotation, cellular component: extracellular region. Gene Ontology annotation, biological process: defense response; B cell differentiation; cytokine-mediated signaling pathway. The coding region runs from base 1 to 588 and encodes 195 amino acids. Gene Ontology annotation, molecular function: type I interferon receptor binding; cytokine activity. NCBI's taxonomy places the organism in Eukaryota, Metazoa, Chordata, Mammalia, Rodentia, Heteromyidae.
AUGGCCCUCCUGCGCCCUCUACUGACCACCAUGGUGCUGUGCAACUGUGGACCUUUUGGAUCUCCUGGCUGUCACCUGCCUCAGAACUCUCUCCUGCUUAACAGAAAGACCUUUGAAGUACUGGAGCAGAUGAGGAGAAUCUCCCCUGUCUUGUGUCUGAGCGACAGAAGGGACUUCCAGUUCCCCCAGGAAAUGGUGGAUGUCAGCCAGUUGCAGAAGGCCCGGGCUGUGUCUGUCCUCCACAUACUGCUGCAGCAGAUCUUCAACUUGUUGCACUCAGAGCAUUGCCCUGCUGCCUGGAACGGCAAACUCCUAAAUGAACUCCACACUGUACUCCACCAGCAAUUGGAGGGCCUCAGGACCUGUCUGAUGCAGGUGAUGGGCGAUGAGGAAUCUAUCUUGGCACCUGAGGAUCCCACCUUGCAUAUAAGGAAGUACUUCCAGGUAAUCUCUCUCUACCUUAAAGAGAAGAAAUAUAGUGACUGUGCCUGGGAAAUUGUCAGGGUGGAAAUUGUGAGAGCUUUCUCUUCUUUAGUCAAGCUGGAAGAAAGGUUAAGAAGAAAGUCUGGAGACUUGGGGUCAUCUUAA